AUGUCUGAAUCAAAACAACCCCCGGCCUCAGAUACCUCAUACCGCAAAACAUGGGAUCGCGCAGAAUAUGCCCAAAUUGCCGCCGAUGACGAAAAAAAGCGCAAAGCCGAAGGCAAAGCCCGAUACGAAGCGAAGCUCCUCGGCAAGAAAUACCAUGCCAAGGUUGACUGGAGCUCGAUGGAGGAAACCACUGCCCGCAAAGGACGACUGGAUGUGGCCUCUAUGGUCGGCAAGACGACCCUUGUUCCGGCCGGCUCAUCUAAUUCCAAACGUGGCCGCGGCGCUGGGUUCUACUGCCCGGACUGUGACAUUACCCUCAAGGAUAAUAUCCAGUAUGUGGAACAUUUGAAUAGCAAUCAGCAUAUGGCUGCGACUGGUCAGAGUGGCAAUGUGAAACGGGCAAGUCUCCAAGAUGUACGGAUGCGCCUGCGGAUGCUGGCUCAUAAAAAGCGGAUGAACGAAGAUGAGGAGAGAAAGGCGUGGCAGCUUGAUCUGGGCCUUCGACUGAAAGAACGGGCAGAAAUUGAAGCAAAGACGAGGGAGGAGAGACGACUCAAGCGGCAAGAAAAGCAACGGAAGCGUGCUGCUGAACGAGAGGAUGAUAGCUGGGAAGGACGAUUAGGUAUCAUGUCGGCUAGCAGAGGAUGA
Messenger RNA from Penicillium taxi, 648 nucleotides. Its product is annotated as U4/U6-U5 snRNP complex subunit SNU23. Gene Ontology annotation, biological process: mRNA splicing, via spliceosome. The transcript has a single exon. Bases 1 to 648 code for a protein of 215 amino acids. Gene Ontology annotation, cellular component: spliceosomal complex; U4/U6 x U5 tri-snRNP complex. The record is from RefSeq and is a predicted model, not a curated record. NCBI's taxonomy places the organism in Eukaryota, Fungi, Ascomycota, Eurotiomycetes, Eurotiales, Aspergillaceae.